Molecule: messenger RNA, 733 nt
Organism: Penicilliopsis zonata CBS 506.65
Lineage: Eukaryota; Fungi; Ascomycota; Eurotiomycetes; Eurotiales; Aspergillaceae
Exons: 3
Coding region: 96-461 (121 amino acids)
Biological process (GO): DNA-templated transcription; termination of RNA polymerase I transcription
Cellular component (GO): RNA polymerase I complex
Molecular function (GO): nucleic acid binding; zinc ion binding; DNA-directed RNA polymerase activity
Source: RefSeq, a predicted model, not a curated record
AAAAAAAAAAGUCGACCUCGUUCAUAACAGCCAAGCAUUGCUCUCGAUACUGGAAUUAUUUUCUCAUUUAUAUUUAUCGUCUCUGAACUGCCGAAAUGUCUGCCAUUGGAUCCUUGAUUUUCUGCACUGAUUGCGGGAAUCUACUUGAUGAAUCGACUGGCGACGCGACUGCCAUUCUUCUCUGCAAUGUAUGCGGAGCGAGAAACAAAGAUGCUCUUCCCAAGACCAUCGUCUCCCAGUCCAAGCCGAGUGAUUUCCCGUCGAUACUCAGAGCGAAGAGAUCCGCCGUCCAGACCUUGACUGCUGCAGACAAGAAGACAGAAGCCCUCGGCCAACACACUUGUGCGAAAUGCGGGAGGAAGGAGAUGUACUUCACGACUGUACAAUUGCGUAGUGCGGACGAAGGCAGCACAGUCUUUUAUACAUGUGUUUGCGGCUAUAAGGAAACGGUCCAGAACUGAGUGAUUAGCAAGUCGGAGAGAAGAAGAAAAAAAAAUAGAAAAACAAAACUGAUAAUCAUGCUCUGCUUACUAGAAGCAGACAGACUUAAUGCCAGCGACGUCAUAAACUUACAUAGGAAGCAUCCUCAUUUUUCUCACAUUCAUGUCGAUUUUUGCUUGGAGUUAGCAUCAGAGGAUGGGCUUGAAUGCAUCUGUUUUGAUCAUGUCAAUCGAGGCCAAUUUGAAGGGUUUUUUUAGUUAUUGCAAAUCAAAUGGGACCUUACGACUUCUGC